UGUGUAUAUGUGUUCAUACUUGUGCAUAUGAAUGCCUGUGUGUGUGUAUACCUGUGCAUGUAUGUGGGUGCAUGUUCAGUCUAGAGAGCAUCACAUGGCUUUCACAAUUACUCUCCUCCUUAUUUUUUUCUUAAAAGCAUUUUGUCUUAGCUUGUGGGCGUGGGCCACAGCUCACUAUGUUUGUGGAGGUCACCGGACAACUUGAAGUUGGUUCUCUCCACAGUGGGCCCUGAGAAAUCAGACUCAGGUUGUCAGGCUCGGUAGCAGUCAAACUUUUACUGCUGAGACAUCUUGUUGGCCGCCACUUCAUUUUUGAGGCAGAGUCUCUCUGACCCGGGAAUUCACCCUUAAAGCAAGGAUUACAGGUGCUCACCAUACUGCGUGGCUUUUCGUGGGGGUGCCGGGUGUCUGAGCUCUGGUCCUUAUGCUUGUGUGACACACAUUUCGUCAACUGAGUCACGUCCCCAGACCACUGUCUUCUUUAUGAGACAGUGUGGAUAGUCAGUCCUGGGUUAGGAUCCUGGCUGCACUGGCCUUUCUAGAACAGGGUUUCUCAAACCUUGACAGCAGUGAUUUUUGCACCUGUGGAUUCUGUCCAUUGGGAGGAAUGUUGGUGGCAGUAGGGAGGCAAGCCUGCACUCUGCAGAUGCUCAGCUCUCUCCUCGGACCAUGGUGAGUGGAAAUGACUCUUGGCAUCUCUGAGGGUUGGGGUGAAACUGUGCUUAGGUAGGCUGAGAACCAGUGGUCUAGAACAUUCAGCCUUUAUUGGGGUACACAGUUGUGGGAGGUGAGGGUUAUGGUCCAUUCAUCUUUCUCCCUCUCGAGUCAGGAUAGGGAGCUGGGUUCUCCCUCAAAGCUUGGAUAAUUCCUGCAUCUCUGAACCUGUUUGUGUUUGGUUCAAAAUCAAUGGUCCAGCGGACUGGCUGCCACAGAGGAGAAUCCUGGCGUCCUUGAGUUUUCCCAGAAGUGGUUCAGGUUUCAGGGAGGCGGCCCGUUGUGGGUGGCCGGGCAGCCUGCCUGCCCGCACCCGCCCACCUGCUCUGGCCUUUGCCUUGAGGCUGGCACUUAUGCCUCUCCCUCCCGCAGAAUGUCAGGAAGUGCCUGUUGUUGGGGCUCUGCCUGCCUGACACCCCCUCUCUACUCACCUGGGAUCUGGGUGAGCCCGGGCUGUAUCUGUCUGCCAAGCCUGGAGGGUCGUAGCAGGAUCCUGGCAUGCCCUUUCCUCCCAGUGGGCCUGCCCAGUGGCGCUCCGAGGAGCCGCAGCGGCUGCGGGCCUGGAACUUCCAGGCCCAGGACGCCAGGGCAGGGGGGCAGCCUCACCCCAAAGGUUCCGGGCGAGGGGAGGCUGAGACUCGGGAGUGCAUCUACUACAACGCCAACUGGGAGCUGGAGCGCACCAACCAGAGCGGCCUGGAGCGCUGCGAGGGGGAACAGGACAAGCGGCUGCACUGCUACGCCUCGUGGCGCAACAGCUCGGGCACCAUCGAGCUGGUGAAGAAGGGCUGCUGGCUAGAUGACUUCAAUUGCUACGACAGGCAGGAGUGUGUGGCCACCGAGGAGAACCCCCAGGUGUACUUCUGCUGCUGCGAAGGCAACUUCUGCAACGAGCGCUUCACCCACUUGCCGGAGCCUGGGGGCCCAGAAGUCACGUACGAGCCACCCCCGACAGCCCCCACCCUGCUCACGGUGCUGGCCUACUCGCUGCUGCCCAUUGGAGGCCUCUCUCUCAUCGUCCUGCUGGCCUUCUGGAUGUAUCGUCAUCGGAAGCCUCCCUACGGCCAUGUGGACAUCCAUGAGGUGAGACAGUGCCAGCGUUGGGCAGGGAGAAGGGACGGCUGUGCGGACUCCUUUAAGCCCUUGCCUUUCCAGGACCCGGGGCCUCCGCCCCCAUCCCCUCUGGUGGGCCUGAAGCCACUACAGCUGCUGGAGAUCAAGGCUCGGGGCCGCUUUGGCUGCGUUUGGAAAGCUCAGCUCAUGAACGACUUUGUGGCUGUGAAGAUCUUCCCACUUCAGGACAAGCAGUCGUGGCAGAGUGAACGGGAAAUCUUCAGCACACCCGGCAUGAAGCACGAAAACUUGUUGCAGUUCAUUGCUGCCGAGAAACGAGGCUCCAACCUGGAGGUGGAGCUGUGGCUCAUCACAGCCUUCCACGACAAGGGCUCCCUCACGGAUUACCUCAAGGGGAACAUCAUCACGUGGAACGAACUGUGCCACGUGGCGGAGACGAUGUCACGAGGCCUCUCAUACCUGCAUGAGGAUGUGCCGUGGUGUCGUGGUGAGGGCCACAAGCCUUCUAUUGCCCACAGGGACUUCAAAAGCAAGAAUGUACUGCUGAAGAGCGACCUCACCGCGGUGCUGGCUGACUUCGGCCUGGCUGUUCGGUUUGAGCCAGGGAAGCCUCCUGGGGAUACCCAUGGACAGGUUGGCACCAGACGGUACAUGGCCCCUGAGGUGCUGGAAGGAGCCAUCAACUUCCAGAGAGACGCCUUCCUGCGUAUCGACAUGUACGCCAUGGGCCUGGUGCUGUGGGAGCUCGUCUCUCGGUGCAAGGCUGCAGACGGGCCUGUCGAUGAGUACAUGCUGCCCUUCGAGGAGGAGAUUGGCCAGCACCCUUCGCUGGAGGAGCUUCAGGAGGUGGUUGUCCACAAGAAGAUGAGGCCCACGAUUAAGGAUCACUGGCUGAAACACCCGGGCCUGGCCCAGCUCUGCGUGACCAUCGAGGAGUGCUGGGACCAUGAUGCAGAGGCUCGCCUUUCUGCAGGCUGUGUAGAAGAGCGGGUAUCCCUGAUCAGGAGGUCGGUCAACGGCACUACCUCGGACUGUCUCGUCUCUCUGGUGACCUCCGUCACCAAUGUGGACCUGCUCCCUAAAGAGUCCAGCAUCUAAGCCCGGGACACGUAGCGUCUCUCCAGACUCAGUGGAUCUGAAGAAAAAAAAAAGGAAAAAAAAAAAAAAGAAUUGUGUUUUGUUUUGGAAAUCCCAUAAAACCAACAAACACAUAAAAUGCAGCUGCUAUUUUACCUUGACUUUUAUUAUUAUUAUAAUUAUUAUAAUUAUUAUUAAUAAUAUUAUUUUUGGAUUGGAUCAGUUUUUACCAGCAUAUUGUUCUACUGUAUUGCAAACAGCGGACACGUCAGCAGGCGUUGCGGUGCUGAGCUGUGAACGCAGAAGCGGCGCCAUGCUGAAGAGCCUCAGCCACCUCCUGUCCCUCGGAUUCAUCUCCCCUCUUUCUCUGUCGUCUCAGAACCUGUAACACAAAGAAACUCCUGUCUUAGGAAACUCAAUGCUGCAGUUCUCUACUAGAGGAACCUUUGAAGACUGUUACACGGACACACCCUUCCUCCGAAGAGGGCCCCCCACCCCCACCCCUUUAUUUUGCGUUUCUCCCACCUCAGGCCGUGAGCUUAAGAAACGGCGGCUGUGUUUGUCUUCGUGGGUGUAAUGGGUGUCGUCCUGACCCAGCCUCGGGGAACUGCGAUCAGGAGGGCGGUCUAGUCUGAAGCCAGAAGGGAGGCUUCUGGGUAGGGUGCGGAGCAGAGCUACACUGGACUUGGGCACAUUUGGAGCAACACCCUUGGCUAUGGAGGCUACUUUCUCAGGUAACAAGGGGUUGAGGGCAAGGACCUUGUGGAGGCCAAGCGGUAAUAAUAGCAAGCACAGGAUUUGGAGAAGGCCCAAGAGCAAGGGUCAGGUUGCCCCACCUGUCUGGUUUCUUCCCACUGACGGGCUUGGCCAUGGGAGAAGACGCAACCUUGCUCCUGUGUUAGGACCAGGUGAGGGCGUGACAGUUUAGUGGACAUUCUUCGUUAUACAUGACGCUGUAGAGCUCUUUCAUGGAGGAAAUACCGAGCUGCAGUUUCCUCUUGGCAGUUUGGGGAGAUGCCUGUGGCCGACCCUGCACAGCGUGGAUGGGCCAGAGGAUCCCUGGUGGGGACCAUGCCAGCCUGCAGCUUUGGCAUGGCCCCAUGCAGUGCGGCAUUACCGAGUCCUCUCUGAGGCUCACGGGUGCGGCUUUCUCCAGACCCUUUUAAAGUGGUGCAUAUUCUUAAACUGUGUUUCUCUUACACCAUAACCUCGCUCGCUCCAGGCGGUGAAUGUUCUUAAUGCUGCUGUUUCGACAUUGGAUUUUUUUUUUUUUUAAUUUAUGAAACAUGCUAAGGUUUUUUUUUUUUUUUUUUUUCAGACAGAACACACACAUCCACAUAUAUACACAUGCUUUGCUGUGUGGCUUCCGAGGCUUAAAUUUUAAAAAGUGAAAGAAGUAACUUCACGGCCACAGACCACCUCAAACCAGAAAUACCUCAGAAUUUUCUACUUGUGUAUGUUUUAUUAAUUAUAUAUUUUGUUAGUUGUGUUGUCUUGUAGGAAGUAUAUUUUAAUGUAAGUUGACUUUUAUGACGAGGAAGUUUAAAAGAAAUAGAGAAAAAGAAAAAAAAAGUUUGUGUCUUCUAGUCAGUACUACCAUCUUUGUUUGAUAAAAGCGCCCUUGUGAAUAGCAGGCACCAGCUGUAGGUUGGCUGUCUGGGCUGAGACGGGCAUUCAUCUGGUUUUGACUGUAUCAUUAAAACUGCACACCUCUUGACCUUGAGGGUAGAUAGGCCACUUCCUCCCGGAUUGCUUAGAGGUCCACUGGGUAGCACUUGGAACAACACGCCCACUUUACCUUGGUGGUAGCACGGCCCUCAGACCCACCGGAGGUAACAGUCUGUGACAUUCAGUUCUUUCAGCAGCAGCAGCAGGUGGAAUUCUGUCCGGCCAGUAACUGCGCUGUGAUGUCUGGGAGGGCACGGCUCACAGCUGGGCAGCCGCUCCCUCGGCGUGUUGUGUGUGGUGCCUGAGUUGUUCCUGGGCUUGUUUUUCUCUGUGGGUGUUUGUGCACAGGGUGCUGAGGAAGGCUAAGUGGUUUCCCUUCCUCUCAGACUUAGUAUGUUUCCGUGGGUCAGUGUGGGCUGGCUGAGGAGUUCAGGGGACGUGGACUCUGUCUCUCUAAGCUAUGUCUGUCCCUCCCCCCCACCCCCCACCCCAUCUGAUUUUGUGCUGUGGUAUUUUCUUGUCUCAGAAUACUUUCCACUGGUUAACAAGUCUUAGAGCAGUUGCUUUCUUUUCCAUUUGUUUCUUUAAGGAGCUUUAACUAUUUAUUGAAAAGUGCCAUAUAUCUCCUUUCUCUAGCUUUCUCCUCAGGCGGUGGGAACACCCCUUCUUCUAACCCUUAACAAACCAACCACUAAGGAAUGUAGCUCUUUCGCUGCAGGAGUGACCCAGUCACCAGUCACAUACAGUGCCAAACUCUAAAACCCAGCUCCCUGAGUGGUGUCAGGACCCUGGGUGGCUUUUCUCUUGUGUUGCUGGUUGUCAGAAGCAUCCUGGCCUGGCUGAGCUCUGGUAUGGGACAUCCCAGUGAGCCCUGUGUCCAGCCACGGCAGUGUCCUUGUCAGACCUCUUGUCAGAAUGGAUUGAUUGUCAAGACAGGGUUCCUGUUUUGUGGCCAGGAAAGAGGAGGAGCUUGGGUGCUGGUGUCUCUGAGUAGGGGCUGUAGACUCCCUCUUGCCUUCAGGUAACAUACCCAGCUGCUCAUAGCUGGAAGGUGGGUGAUAUUCCAGGGUGUGGCCCGGAAGCUUAACUUCCUUCCUCCCUCCCUUCUUUUCCUUCUAGUUUCCUUCUUGUGCCCAGUUGAGACCUGAGGCUUCUGCCUCACACUUUCCUGCAGGUUUUGUAUCUAUUCCCCUCUCCCUCUUUUUGGACGACCAAGGAGGAAGUCCCUCUGUGUGGCAAAGGAUGAGACAUGGGGGGGGGGGGGGAAGGGCUGCGGGUGCUUCCUCCUUCCUUCACUCCAAACAGAGCCCAUGACCACCAGCCUUGGCAGAGAAUGUUCCGGUUGAUACCUGUGACAGCGAAAAGUCACCUGUUGAGGGAAAUGUCUGUGAGUCAGAGACAGACAAAGCAAGUAAAGGCAAGGUCGCUGAGUCUCGAACACUCACUGACAAGGUUGCCGAGGAAGGCUGUCAGCAGUUGUUAGCAUCUGGGCUAGCAUGGGCUAGCAUGGGCUGGCCUGGUAUCACGGACACCAGAUGCAGGGGGAAAUGUGGGCCUUCUGCUCAUACAUCCACAGGGAAGGGCGGAUCCCUUUCUCAUCACUGGGCUACCAGGCCUGCUGGGCCUUCCUGACCAGGCUUGAGCUUCUAGCAAGGUGCGUGAUCCUGUCUGUUCUGGUCUCUCUUCAUCCCUGGCAUUGACCAUGCCCUUGACUCUCUGUCUUGCUACUCUACCCUACUCUGCCCUAGGGCUUAGGCUCUGUGAAGGAUUUUUCUUGGUGGCCAGCCUACAUAGGUAUUUAAUGGUUGCCAUGUGCUCUUCGGCUCAGAGAGCCUGUCAUGUGGCAUUUCCUAUGCUCGGCCACUGAGGCAAAGAAGUGACUGUCCCAUCUAGAGCUGGAGGGCCGGAUGGUUCUCUCACACACAGACUUUGGUUCUCUCACACACAGACUUUUACCUUUGUAGUGUAUGAAGUUCCUGGUGCAUCCUGGUGGCUAGGAGAAUGUCCUCGUUGUUUUUCCUACUUAACUAAUGCAGUAAAAGCUUACUGUGCUGUGAGUUGAAUUCCUGCCGUUGUUCUUAGGACAUGGUUCAUUAGAUGAAUCCCUGAAUCUGAGGAGCUCUCAGGUCGCUCAGCUUGGUCUCUGGCAUCAGCUGUUGCAUCUUUUUGGGCUUUUGGAGACACAGCUUUGGACGUGAUCAAGCCUGGUCCACAUCUCAGGCAGGACUUGUAGAGGACAGCUUUCCUAAAAGUGUGGGAAACCGCCAGGAAGGGAUGGUGUCCCAGGAAUCCUUUCCUCUCAGAACCUGGAGACAUGGCUUUUUCUUCAUCCCUGGCUGUCUGUAAAGGCUAAAUUGAGAAGUGCUCAGCAGCUGGCUUGUCCAGCGCAGUGAUGAGGUUAAACCUCAGCUAACAUCAUGUUAUAUAAGUAGGCCCAGUAACUCAGCUGAUGGGUUUCUUAGAAUCUAGAUGCUAAACGCUCCAUGCAUUCAAGAUUAAAUGCCUAGUUCUUCUUCACACACAGUUCUGGGUAGUUGACUCGUAGCCAGCAGCCCUCCUGUGGAUGUACCCCAGACCUUUAGAAAGAUGUUGAGGAAAGUGCUUUUUGCGAUACCAAUUUAGUUUUAUAGGAAAAAGAAACUGAAGGUCAAAACACUCCCUUGGAAAUCAACUAGUUGGUUCAACCACGUUAAAGAAGAAAGGAAGAAGGAAAGAGAGUUUAAGAGGCGCGUGAACUAUCGUAUCAAUAAGUAUGCCCAAGUUCUUUUGUGGGAUCCUUGGGAUAGUGCUAUUUGGACCUAUCUGUGAUUAAUGACUGUGAACCACUGUUGGGCUGACCGUUUGCAGUGAGAUCAGGAAUGCCUGCGUCUGCUGGCACUAAACCAAGCUGUAGCAUUUUCAUGCUGGCAUCUUCCAGGUGUGAAGGAAGCAAGACUUUGCCCUCCUGGUGCUCCGUGGAGCUCCUUAGUGCCCAGACCAGCGCCAUUUCCCCCAUCCACGGCAGCUCCGGGCCAUGAUUUCCCCAAGAAUUAAAGUUCCUGUUCCUCAUGCCGGUGAGGGGUAGUGGGCUCUGCGCUGACCCCUUGCUCUCCAGGCCGGUGUCUACACUGCUUAGGCUGAGUUAGUGUGUGCAGCCCUAUGGGUGCGUGUGGUAAUCGAUUCAGACGGGUGUUCUGAACACCUGCAGAGAACAGUUACUGCAUUCGGUUGUAGACUUUGUGCUUUUGAGUUUACAGUUGGGGGAAGUGUGACCCAUUAGUUUUUUCAGGCACGUGAAGGUGGGUUAUUGUGAAUAAACGAGCAUUGCCUCAAGUCCUGGGGCACCCACCCUGCAUGGGCCCAUUCUGGCUCCUGGUCACUUUACACCAGUGUUGUUAGAUAGUGCUGUAAAUAAGAGUAAGUUAUAUAACAGACGCCACUUGAAAUUUUACUUUAAGAAGUCUAUAGCUCCACACAUAUAUUUAGUUAUAUCUCUUGACAGAUUGCCUCCACACAGUAUGGAGAUUGUUUUAUACCACAGAUUAUUUUUAUAAACUAGUGAGUCGAAGUGAGAAUGCGUCUGUAAUCCAAGCCAAUGAGCUUUACUGUCAGGAUUAUGUGCACCCUGGAGCCGAGUGCUGGGAGCUUAGCUUAGUGCAUGCAUAGCUUCCUGAAUACACUGGCAGCCUGGAGUUGGCUUACGGGUUCCCCUUUGGCAGUGGUAUCUGUCCUGCUUCCUGCCUGUGAGAGGACAGCAGCCAGGCCAGGCAAGGGACCUGGAGUUGGUUUGAUUUCUGCUGAACAAAGGGUUCUGAGGUUGAAAGUUUGUCAGCUCCUUCCGUAGAAAGUAGUCCCGCAAGUUAAAGAGCAGGAGGACAGAAGCUGUGUGCCCCACGCCUAGAGAAUGAUUCGGGCUAUAGGAACCAUUGAAAUGGGGAUUGGUGGCCGAGUUCCACUAACCAGAACUAUCUAGGACCAAACUGAGUCAUCCUUUGGAAACGGCGGGGCACAUGGAUGUCAUGGUGGAAAUAAGUGGAGAGUUGCUGAGCAAAUUUUGCCCCUUUCAGUCGGGGCCAUUCAUCCCAGAGGCUGCUUGCUUUCUGCUCUAACUGUCGAGUUAAUCAGGAACCAAUGGAGGAAGCUCAGAACCCCAGUCUCCUGGCAGGUUAUCUUUCCAGUUCUUGCAGAGGGAUUCUGUAAAGGCCAAGCCAGCCAUGGCCAGAUCUGAGGUGCAGCUAAAGGCCUGUCCCUGCAUCCUGCCUGCUGGCUCCAGCCUGCUGCUACAGAACUACACUGGAUGGGGCAGCCCUGCUCAGAGAUCCUUAGUGUGUCAGUCAAAACCAGCUGUGCCCUCUAUUCACCCUGGCUAGAACGCUGUCUUACGUGCUGGUCCUCUUUACGUGGGAUCUGGAGUCCAGAUCCAGCUGCAUCCUUGGAGCCCCCCUACCCCCCCCCCAACACAUCCACACAACUUCUGUUCCCCAUAAAAGAACACUUCUCUGCUUUGCAGCCGCCUGUCUUGGAAUGUAAUUCUGUUGUGCCUUUGUUUUCUGUCACUCGCCCCUCAAAAGCAACUGCUGUAAGCUUGUUUCUAAUUUGUCUUUUCUAGCCCCACCCCUUCCCCCAGGCUCCCUUUUUCCAGCCCUAAUUUCUGGAUGCACUUGUGUCAUCCAGGUACUUUAAGAACCAGUUACCUCAGAUGUGAUGUGGAACAGUGUCACCAUCUGGCCCUCUUGAUCCUGCCAACUCUUACCACACAUGCAGGAGGCCCUCAGAGUGCAGACACUGACUUGUUUUAAGCAAAACUCUUCCCAAGUAUGGAACCAGGGGCUUCUGGCAAGCCUGUCCUGGCACUGUGGUGGGACUGGUUGGGAGUGUCAUCUGAACGGUGCUUCCUGUGUGUUCUGCCAUUCAGUAUUCUCAUAGUCUGGAGAGACAGCACCCUAACUGGCUGGUCUCGUAUGCAAAUCAGCUCCAAAGAUGAGCUCUUCCUAACACAUUUCCAGUCGCUAGAGCUCAGACAUAGAACAUUCCUUCAAACAGCAGGGUAGAAGCCCCCAUCCACUGCCACAGUGCAUUCUGGGAAGAUGUCUGUAGUAUACAUUGCUGUGGGAUUAGGCCUUGUGGGAUAUGGCUGCUUGUCAUUUUGAUGUAUUUUAAAUAAAUAAAUAAAUAUAUAUAUAUAUUUUUAAAGAGCCUUUUUUACCAGUUCAAAAGCUUAAUUAACCAGCUGUCACCACAUCUGAAUUUUUGUCUCUGGGGCAUUGACGGCAGGCAGAGACUAAAAGUGGCAACUCAGCUAUGAGUUGCCUGCCCUGGGCUGUCCUGCUGUCCUGCUGACCGUGGGACACCAGGGCCAGCGUGUUCCCGGUGGGUUUCAACUCAGCCCUCUGGGUGUUUGGUCUCUGCCUCACUUAGCGGACUUAGUCCUUAGUCCUUGUAAGUGCUUUAGCCCCAGUGGGGUUUUCCCAGAGCACUGCCACGAGUUGAGUGUAUGAGUUUAGCCAAAUAAUUUCUCCACUGGGAAAAGCACUAUCACGGAAAUUGUACCUGCUUCAAAAGAGACCAGAGUAGGAAAGACUAGUUGCCUAGGCCGUCUGGGAGCAAGCAGUUGUCACGUGCGGGCAGGAGAUCUCAUCUGAAAAGCUAGGUCCACCAGCAGGGGUGCAGUUGUUAAAAUGCCAGUGGCUUGCUUUCCCAUGUCCCCCCACCUACCCCCUGAAUUCUGUAACUGCAAAGGAAACUGAGUGGUACUGGAGAACCGCAGGGAGGGUACCACAGAUGAGAGACAACGCUUCUAGACUUCAGUUCAUGCCACGGAUGCACACGAUGCCGUUUCAACUGUACGGGAGAAUCUGCUUACGAACCUGACGUCAUCCCUGUGAUGGCGUCAGAGGCCACAGUUUUCACACGUUACCAUCUCUGCACAUUUGUCCUCGAAUCUGAGUCGCAUUAUUCAGUACUGUAAAGUUAACUUGCGUCGAGUUUGAUGUCGAUUCCUGUGAAGAAGAGCUUUUGGCACGUGACAGACAGUGAGUUACAAAACACAGCAAAGCACGGAAUUUUUUGCAGGGACAAUUUUGGAACCAACAGAAAAUGUCACUUUUUAGUUAGCAUCUUAUGUAUCACUUUUACCGGCUAUUUCUAACUUUGGAAGGGAAACCUUGAAGCUUGUGUAACUUAGUGGAAAUGUGUGUGUCGCCCUUAGGAUGGGUAGCCAAGUCUCACUAAGCUGUGUUAAUCUAACUUGUAUAUAUGAAUUGUAAUUAAGAGUUUGGAUUCACCUGUUUCUCACGGUUUAAAAGUGAUGGGUCAUUGCGAAGUCUGGAGAUGUGACUAGUCUAUGAUUUCAAGCUGUUAGAAGUCAGGAAGCUCUCUGAAAUGCUAAAACUAAGAUUCUAGUUUUGGGCUCAAAUUCGAUUAAGUACUGUUUGUAUGCCAGAGUAUGUGAGGUGUAAAUGUAGUGGGGUACUUUUCACCCUUGUAGCUGUAAAAUUCACAUUUUGUAGAACAGAAAAUAGCUUGUACUACUGAAUUAACAAGUUAUACUAAAGUAUCAUGUCUUAAAAACAAAAACAAAAAUACAUAUAUCUAUCUAUAUAUAUACACACACACACAGAGUUAAGCUUGUUGCUGUUACCCUGUCUGGAUUUGAAAAUUGUGCUGAUUUAUAUAACACACACACACAUACACACACACACACACACACACACCCCUAUAAUGGCCUGAAGCAGACAUACCUGUAACUACAGUUGCAAACUGCAGACAUUUUGGAGAGAACACUGUACCAUAGCUCAUUCAUUGCGUGGCUCUUUGCUCCUUUUUCCUGUGGUCAUUUUAGAAACGAGUGUCAAGUUUGAAAUUAGAUCUGCUAAGUUGGGGUUCUGCUGCUGAAUUCUGCACUGGGUCCCCAAACAAACCGAUGUGAAUGUAGUUUUUCCCCCUGUGUGAAGGAGCAGCCACAGCCCCAUCAGAAUAGGAGGAAAAGUCUAGAAGUAUCUCAAGGUUUAUCUUUUUGUAUAUGAAAAUAAAUAAUAAUAAAUAAAA
This is a messenger RNA of Mus musculus (house mouse), 11559 nucleotides long. It is a transcript of the gene Acvr2b, whose product is annotated as activin receptor IIB. The record is from RefSeq and is a predicted model, not a curated record. Gene Ontology annotation, cellular component: signaling receptor complex; cytoplasm; membrane. The transcript has 10 exons. Gene Ontology annotation, biological process: determination of left/right symmetry; activin receptor signaling pathway; negative regulation of transcription by RNA polymerase II. Gene Ontology annotation, molecular function: protein kinase activity; ATP binding; activin receptor activity, type II. Bases 1213 to 2886 code for a protein of 557 amino acids. NCBI's taxonomy places the organism in Eukaryota, Metazoa, Chordata, Mammalia, Rodentia, Muridae.